GUUUGUUGUUUCUUCCCCUCCACAAUCCCGAACUAUAGCCCCACGAAUAGAGAAUGCCUCCAAACUCAACGGCUUGCCCGCGUGGGUCCAAUAAUUCUGAAGCCAUAUGGAGAGACCCCAAGAUCGUCGCGGACUACCGCUCCGCGGAGAAGGUGACGGUAGUCUUUGCGAAGUCCCUUGUUGAACAAUCCGGCAUCCUUUCUACUGCCAAAGAGCAGACACCCUUGGUGGUUCUUGACAAUGCUUGUGGCACAGGAGCGGUUUCCAUGGUUCUUCAUGACAUGCUUAAUGACUUGACCGGGUGGAAAUUGAUCUGCGCCGACUUCUCCGAGGCUAUGAUUGAUGCUGUCAAGGACACAGUCAAACAUGAAGGAUGGAAAAAUACAGACACUGCGAUCGCAGACUUGCAGGAAACAGGCUUUUCAGCCGCUCACUAUACUCAUGUCUUUGCAUCGUUUGCAAUAAUGGCGCUUCCGAAUUCCCAGGCCGGCCUUGACGAAUGUCUCCGUAUUCUCAAGCCCGGUGGAACGGUCGCAUUUACCACUUGGAAAAAAUCCGGAUGGAGCGACGAUGUCAACGCCGCCAUUGCUACCAUGCCUGGUAAUCUUGCCCAACCCACUCCAGAAGAAUUCUUGAUGUCGCUUGGAAGCGGUGACGAAUGGCAUGAUCCAUCCUGGGUCAAGGCCCAGCUAUGGAAGCGGGGCCUCGAGAACAUACAGGUCAACCUCGUCUCUAAGACAAUUGCCACAAGCACUGUGCCAGAGACGAUACCCGCUCUUGCUCCUAUUAUGGCUCAUAUUCCAGCAAAAUUCUGGAACGAAAAGCAAAGAGAGAAGAGCGCUGGUAGCUUGGCAUCCACGGUUUCGAGUUAUUUGGAGACAAAGUAUGGCACCGACAAACCCAUACCAAUGCAUUGGAUUGCGGUGGUAGCAACGGCACAGAAGCCCAAACCUUUAGUUUAG
Molecule: messenger RNA, 962 nt
Organism: Coccidioides immitis RS
Lineage: Eukaryota; Fungi; Ascomycota; Eurotiomycetes; Onygenales; Onygenaceae
Exons: 4
Coding region: 54-962 (302 amino acids)
Source: RefSeq, a predicted model, not a curated record